This is a messenger RNA of Octodon degus (degu), 756 nucleotides long. RefSeq lists its product as uncharacterized. Lineage: Eukaryota; Metazoa; Chordata; Mammalia; Rodentia; Octodontidae. The coding region runs from base 1 to 756 and encodes 251 amino acids. The record is from RefSeq and is a predicted model, not a curated record. The transcript is spliced from 3 exons.
AUGGACGCAGAGAAGGAGGCGGCGGCCGUCCGACCCGGAGCCCGGUGCGGGCGACCGUCUUCUGGGGCUGAGGCUGCGGUGGGGACGACUCAGAGGCCCGGCGAGGGCAGGGCUGCUCCGGCUGCUGUGGGGAUUAGCGCCCGCCACGGCCGCGGACUGGCUUCCAUCACCGCCGACCUGCCCCGGCCGCCAUGUUGGGAGGAAACGACGCGUCACGCAGCGGCCGAACGGCUGCAGAGGAGGAAGCGGCGGCGGCGGCGCCGCCUGCCCAGAGCUGCCGUGGCGCCCGGAGGCAGGGGGCGGAGGGCGGCGCGCGUGGCGGGGCCCGAGCCGCAGCGCUACGGCGGCCCGGCGGGGUCUCGCCGCCUCCUGCGUUCGUCUACGGGCGGCGUGGGGCGUGGCGGGCGCCCUGCGGCUCCGAAACUCGCCCGCGGUGCUCCUCCCGGCGGCCGGGCGGCCGAACCGGAGACCCCGGUCCUGCCUAGUCCAGCGGGUUUGAUAGCAGUGCCUGCUGCUCUGCACCGGCGUCUCUGGCUUUUGGGAGAUCCCGUCCGAGGGAGCGCAGUCUUCCUCAGAGAAACGACAGCGUCGCCCAUUCUCAGUCCCGCCGGGUUCCACCUGCCGCGAGAGGACUCAAAAUUCCGUUUCUAUGCACACGAAAUUGCUGUCCAGGACCGUGCCCUCCGACUGCCCCGGCGAGGAUUCUCUGCUGGGAAAAGAAAAUGGAUGCACUUUGAAGACGGAAAUGUGGAGUGA